Molecule: messenger RNA, 726 nt
Organism: Penicillium roqueforti
Lineage: Eukaryota; Fungi; Ascomycota; Eurotiomycetes; Eurotiales; Aspergillaceae
Product: chromo domain-containing protein
Exons: 7
Coding region: 1-726 (241 amino acids)
Biological process (GO): negative regulation of transcription by RNA polymerase II; chromatin organization
Cellular component (GO): nucleus; pericentric heterochromatin
Molecular function (GO): chromatin binding
Source: RefSeq, a predicted model, not a curated record
AUGCCUCCUCCCAUUGAAGAUGUAUCCGACGAAGAAGUCGCCGACAUUCCUUACAGAAAUGGACCCGAAGCAAAUGGCAAAGACGACCGUGACUUCCAUGACUCCCGGGACGAAGGAGACGAAGAGGAGGAGGAUGAGGAUGAGGAUGAGGAAGAAGGACUCUACGUCGUCGAGGAUAUUACUGAUCACGCUUGGCUUGAUGAUGGAACCUUUAAGCUCUUCGUGAAAUGGAAGGGUUACGACAAGUUAGAAGACCAAACAUGGGAAGAGGAAAGUGGUCUCAUGGAUGGGGCCUCCGAUAUUGUCACAGCAUACUACGAGAGGAUCGGUGGUCGCCCGAAGAGGCCCGAAGAGCCACGCGUGGCAGGAAAGCCAGGUCGCAAGCGCAAAUCUAUGGGUGAUUCGAAGCCUGCUAAGCCUGCACCGGGCCCCGCAGCGAGCGAAGCCAAGAGAAAGCGCCGAAAAUCAGCACCCAAGGAGACAACCAGUCAAGCUUCCCACUCGUCCGAAGAAAAUGGCAUUCAAUGGCUUCCAAAGGGGAAGAACUGGGAUAAGGAAGUGAAAGCGGUGGAUACAAUUGUCCGGGAGGGCGAGGCAGGUCUCAUGGCGUGGCUCGAGUUCAACAAUGGACGCAAGGCGAAACUGUCCGUCCAGGCCUGCUAUGAAAAGUGUCCUCUGAAAAUGCUUAAGUUCUACGAAUCGCAUCUUGUCUUUAAGGAUAACUAA